Molecule: messenger RNA, 3457 nt
Organism: Salvia splendens (bonfire salvia)
Lineage: Eukaryota; Viridiplantae; Streptophyta; Magnoliopsida; Lamiales; Lamiaceae
Product: cytochrome P450 86A8-like
Exons: 3
Coding region: 1381-3009 (542 amino acids)
Molecular function (GO): iron ion binding; monooxygenase activity; heme binding
Source: RefSeq, a predicted model, not a curated record
AUUUGACUUCAUGGCUGAAAGCAAUGAUCAUUUGGCUUCAUACAAAUGUAUAUGUCAAGAGGCUGCUCUCAUCCCUGAUAGGCCGAGACUAUGAUAGUUACAGUUUAAACUAAAGAGUUUCCCUUGACUGUACACUUAUUGUUGUGGUUAUGAAAUUAACAUUUUGCAGUUUCCUUGAUCUAUGAGCAAAGUACUUUCUAACAUGCUAAUAGCCUAUUCCUUAGUCACUCAGAAAGUGAUAUUUCCGUAACGUAUAGUUUGGGAUAUCGUUUAUUGGUUUCUUUACCCGUGUUUCUUUUAUUGUAGAAGAGAGUUAAUACAGCCCCAACCCUCAACCAAUGUGAUCUCCAAACUUAUGACCAUCAUUUUAUGAGGAAGUUUGAUACUACUUUUAUGAUGUCUUAAUUACCAGAUGGGCAAAGGCCCCAAACCAUUAAACCUCGUAUUUAUGUCAUCUUUCUCAUUUAUUUUUGGACGAGGAAGAAAAUCUAUGGACUAAGGGAUGGGGAAUGGUAGAUUAAACUAGCUGUAGUUUUUUUUGUUUUCAGUCUACCUGUUUUUCACCCAACUUGCUACGCUACUUGCUGAUAUUUUUUAAAUAUAUUAUUUGAUGGGUAGUUGUUGAAAAAUAUGCUGGUUAUUUCGUGUGGGAGAUAAUGAAGAUUAGUGCAUGUUUCUUAGUCAUUUUUGGACUCUAACAUCUUGCAGUUCAGACGACUCUGAGUUCCACUUUACUUUGAAGUCUCUUGGAUUGGAAAUUCUUGCAGAAUGAGGGUUGACUUUUGUUUGCUGCUGCAACCCCUUUGCAUUGAAGAAGGUCAAACUCUAGCUUAUGAAAUUGAGUAGAAAUAAAGGCCCAGCUCCUCUCCCUACAGAAAUUGGUUGGAGAGAGAGAAAGGUAAAAAGAGAUACACUUUGGAGUUUGGAGAGAUAGAGAGAGAAGGUGAAAGUAUUACAUGUUUUUCAGUUUCUUUUCCUUUCCACAUAUAAUUUGCUGCUGGUUUUUUAUGGUUUAGCAAGGGUGGUUUCCUCUUUUAGGGUUGAAUAUUUGACUCCUCCUACUUAAAUCUUCAACUGUCUCUAAAACGCAUUUAUGGUGGUGGCAUCUGACUGUUGAAGUAAGAUGGUGUAAAUUCAUGGCACACACUGGCCUUAGUUAUUACCCCUUUUUCUUCCAUUUAUUUCCUUCAUCUAUAAAUCCCCCAUUUAUCCACCACAACUCCUCCGACGCGCGCACACACACACACACACAGUUUCUUUCUCCUCCUCUUUCAGACAAACAGCACCUCCCACAGUUGAUGCAAGAAAAUAGUUUCUGAGUCUUUUCUCACAGCUUCAAAAACUAAAAAAGGUGGUUUAUUUUGUUGAUUGUCUUUAAAGAUGGACAUGUCCAUGGCACUGUUGUUGUUCUCUGGUGUGACAUGCUACCUUCUUUGGUUCACCUUCAUCUCCAAAUCUCUAAAGGGCCCGCGAGUUUGGCCAGUUCUGGGCAGCCUGCCCGGCCUCAUUGAGAAUGCCGAGCGCAUGCACGACUGGAUUGCCGACAACCUCCGUGCAUGCGGCGGCACCUACCAGACUUGCAUCUGCGCCGUGCCCUUCUUGGCCCGGAAGCAAGGCCUCGUCACCGUCACCUGUGAUCCCAAGAAUUUGGAGCAUAUAUUGAAAACCCGGUUCGAUAACUACCCCAAGGGUCCUACCUGGCAGGCCGUCUUCCACGACCUACUCGGCCAGGGGAUCUUCAACUCCGACGGCGAUACCUGGCUCUUUCAGCGGAAGACGGCGGCCCUCGAAUUCACCACACGGACGCUGCGCCAGGCCAUGGCCCGCUGGGUGAACCGGGCCAUCAAGAACCGGUUCUGUCCGUUCUUGAUGUCGGCUCAGCUCGAGGCCAAGCCGGUUGACUUCCAGGAUAUUUUGCUCAGGCUGACGUUCGAUAACAUCUGUGGUCUGGCUUUCGGGAAGGACCCUCAGACUUUGGCUCCUGACUUGGCGGAGAACAGCUUCGCGUCGGCUUUCGACAAUGCCACGGAGGCGUCGCUGCAGAGGUUUAUCCUUCCUGAGGUGAUGUGGAAGCUGAAGAAAUGGCUGCGGCUCGGGAUGGAGGUCAGCUUGAGCCGGAGCCUCGUCCACGUGGAUGAGUAUUUGUCCAACGUCAUCAGCUCGCGUAAGGUGGAGCUGACAGGUCAGCAGAACAAGGAUGCCAAUCCCCACGAUGAUUUGCUGUCAAGAUUUAUGAAGAAGAAAGAGUCCUACUCGGAUAAGUUUUUGCAGCACGUGGCGCUCAAUUUCAUCCUAGCUGGCCGGGACACGUCAUCGGUGGCUCUGAGCUGGUUCUUUUGGCUGAUCAUACAGAAUCCGAGGGUGGAGCACGAGAUCCUGCGGGAGAUAUGCACCGUCCUGAUCGAGACACGUGGCACCGACGUGGAGUCCUGGCUCGACGAGACUCUUGCAUUUGAGGAAGUUGAUCGUUUGGUGUAUUUGAAGGCUGCAUUGUCGGAGACACUAAGGCUGUACCCUUCGGUCCCCGAGGACUCGAAGCAUGUGGUGGCGGACGACGUCUUGCCUGAUGGGACUUUUGUCCCGGCUGGAUCCUCGAUCACGUAUUCGAUCUACUCGGCCGGUCGGAUGAGGUCCACGUGGGGGGAUGACUGUCUCGAGUUCAAGCCAGAGAGGUGGCUGUCGAGUAACAAGGACAAGUUUGUUGCCCAUGACUCUUACAAGUUCGUGGCCUUUAACGCGGGGCCGCGGAUGUGUCUCGGGAAGGACUUGGCCUACUUGCAAAUGAAGUCGAUCGCGGCAGCAGUGCUUCUCCGCCACAGGCUGACGGUGGUGCCCGGCCACAAGGUGGAGCAGAAGAUGUCGCUGACGCUGUUCAUGAAGGAUGGGCUUAAGGUAAAUGUGCAUCAAAGGGAUCUUAAAUCACUUGUGGUGAGUGUGGUUAAGGAGAGGGAGGCAGCGGCGGCGGGUGCCGGAGAUUGUUUGGAUGGGGUGGCGUUGGCGGUGGAGUAAGGGUGGUGGUUGGGGUGGUUUAAGGCGGUAGUUGGAAUGAGUUAAAGAAGAGUGUACAAUUCUUUGUAGGGUGGGCGCCCAUUAACUACUGAGUGUUUUAGGCCAACUCAGCUCAGUGGAUGGCUGAAUUCUCUUACAAAAAAGAAAGAAAAAAAAAAGAAAUUAUGUGGGACAAAACUCACAUGGUGAUAUGGAUGCCUAAUGUUGCUCUUGAAUGCAUGUAAAUGAGGGAGCAUAUGCAUGCUUUGGAGGUACGACCAUUCAUUCUGAGAUGGUGAGAAAAUCUCGAUAGUUAAUAUUUCUUGUUUUUUUUUUCUUUCCCCUAUGUCUCUAAUUCAUCUUUUUGGGAGUAUUUUGGGUUUCGUUAUUGUAUUUAUUCUUUGAAUUUCUUGUUUUGUUUUGCCAUAUUUCCCAGUUUAAUUUACUCUCUUAUUGAAACCUUAUAAAA